Daucus carota subsp. sativus is the source of this 2743-nucleotide messenger RNA. RefSeq names its product auxin efflux carrier component 7. The record is from RefSeq and is a predicted model, not a curated record. Gene Ontology annotation, biological process: transmembrane transport. Gene Ontology annotation, cellular component: membrane. Bases 328 to 2247 code for a protein of 639 amino acids. NCBI's taxonomy places the organism in Eukaryota, Viridiplantae, Streptophyta, Magnoliopsida, Apiales, Apiaceae. The transcript is spliced from 6 exons.
AAUUUCACUUUCUGCUCUUCCCACUUUUUUCAACACAAAACUAUAAAUUCACGAAAAGCAAAAAGAAAAAAAAAACACAGAAAAUUCACAGCCCUUCUUUCUCAGUUGAUCUGUACUUAGCCAAACAGUACUUGUCUGAUUUCAUCACCUAUACUGCUGCUGCAGCAGCUAUAAACUAACACUUCUCAGUGUCUUGUCCAGUUCCAGUUACAUAACGGUUUUUUAUCCCGAUUUUACCCUCACUAUCAUCUCUAUUUACACUCGGAACUAACACACACCACCAGCUCAAUUAAUAUCUUGUUAUCCGUUAGAUCCGCAAACUAGACCAUGAUUUCAUGGCACGAUCUCUACACCGUCUUCACCGCGGUGGUGCCGCUCUACGUAGCCAUGAUCCUCGCCUACGGUUCCGUCCGGUGGUGGAAGAUCUUCUCACCGGACCAAUGCUCCGGCAUUAACCGUUUUGUCGCAAUCUUCGCGGUCCCUCUCCUCUCUUUCCACUUCAUUUCAACUAAUAACCCGUAUGAUAUGAACUUUCGGUUCAUCGCUGCGGACACUCUUCAGAAAAUUAUAAUGCUAGUCGUGCUAGCUAUUUGGACUAACGUCUCGAGAAAUGGUAGUCUCGAAUGGAUGAUCACGAUUUUUUCACUGUCCACGUUACCGAACACUCUUGUGAUGGGGAUUCCGUUGUUGAUUGCUAUGUACGGGGACUAUUCGGGGAGUCUGAUGGUACAAGUUGUGGUGCUGCAAUGCAUCAUUUGGUACACGUUGUUAUUAUUUUUGUUCGAAUAUCGAGGCGCGAAGAUGCUGAUUAUGGAGCAGUUUCCGGAGACGGCUGCGUCGAUUGUGUCGUUUAAAGUUGAAUCGGAUGUGGUUUCGUUAGACGGUCAUGAUUUUUUGGAAACGGAUGCGGAGAUUGGAAAUGAUGGGAAGCUUCAUGUGACAGUUAGGAAAUCGAAUGCGUCGCGGAGGUCGUUAGGUUUAGGUUCGGGGAUGACGCCGAGGCCUUCGAAUUUGACGGGAGCUGAGAUUUAUAGUUUGAGUUCGUCGAGGAAUCCGACGCCUCGAGGUUCGAAUUUUAAUCACAAUGAUUUUUAUUCGAUGAUGGGGUUUCCUGGUGGCAGGCUUUCGAAUUUUGGUCCUGCUGAGAUGUAUUCGGUGCAAUCUUCGAGAGGUCCGACUCCUCGGCCUUCGAAUUUCGAAGAGAAUUGUGCUCCGGGUGGAGUGGCUACGACCGCGUCGCCGAGGUUUGGAUUUUAUCCAGCUCAGGCCGUGCCAGCUUCUUAUCCUGCGCCGAAUCCUGAUAUUUCAGCAGCCGUUGUGAAUAAAGUUGCGAAACCUGAAUUGUCACAGCAUCAGCAGAAUGUAUUGCAAACUAAAGGAAGUCACGAUGCAAAGGAGCUACACAUGUUCGUGUGGAGCUCAAGUGCAUCUCCGGUGUCUGAUGGCGGCGGGCUCCAUGUCUUCGGUGGCCCGGAUUUCGGAGCUUCCGAACAAUCAGGACGGUCAGAUCAGGGAGCCAAGGAAAUCAGGAUGUUGGUCGCUGAUCAACCACAAAACGGGGAUACAAAAGCCAUUCCGGGAACUGAGGACUAUAACAGGGAGGACUUUAGUUUUAGUGGUGCUAAAGACAAUGGAGACGAGGAAAGAGAAAAGGAGGGACCACUUGGACUUUCAAAACUGGGUUCAAGCUCUACAGCUGAGCUCCACCCUAAAGGAGCCGGAGGAGCUCACGAUAAACACAUGCCUCCGGCAAGUGUUAUGACCCGUUUGAUCUUGAUUAUGGUCUGGCGCAAGCUUAUAAGAAAUCCCAACACUUAUUCCAGUCUCAUUGGUCUCAUCUGGUCCCUUGUUUCAUUCAAGUGGGAUGUGGCAAUGCCGAAAAUAAUAGAAAAGUCGAUCUCAAUAUUAUCUGAUGCAGGGCUCGGUAUGGCUAUGUUCAGCUUAGGUUUGUUUAUGGCUCUGCAACCCAAGAUAAUUGCCUGUGGGAAUUCAGUGGCCACAUUUGCUAUGGCUGUCAGAUUCCUCAUCGGGCCGACUGUCAUGGCCGCCGCUUCUAUCGCCGUCGGCCUCAGGGGUACCCUUCUCCACAUUGCAAUUGUACAGGCUGCGCUUCCUCAAGGGAUUGUUCCAUUCGUGUUUGCUAAAGAAUACAAUGUUCAUCCAGCCAUUCUUAGCACCGGGGUUAUUUUCGGAAUGUUGAUAGCUCUGCCGAUCACUCUCCUGUACUACAUUAUUCUUGGAUUGUAAUGAUCGAUAAAAGGGUUCUCUGAGAGAUGGACAACUUUGGUAGAGUGGUAGGGCUGUGUGAAAGCUUACAACAGGGAAUUGAUCUGCACCCAAGGGGAUUAAAAGGAAAGUAGGAAAAAUGGGGUGAAGCGUUUGGAAUCUUGACACUUCGAUAUUUUAACAAGUGUCUUGAUAUCGACUUGGUUGAUGUGUGCCCUGUCCUAAAUUAAAGUAAAAAGAUGGUCAAGUAGACGUCGAAAGGGAGUAAGAAGUCAUGCAAGUUAGGCAGCUAGCACAAUGAAGAUCGACAUAGACGCAUUAGUUAUCAAGGUGAUAAUUAGCCAUUUUUACUCGUGUAAAUUAGUUUAGUUUUUUUUUUCCCUGUCUAUUCUUGUAAUGAGUAAGGACUAUGUACACCUUUAGCAUGGAUGUAGAGAAUGAGUGUGAAGCAGUUGUUUGUUUUUCAAACUGGAGCUAGUAACUUUUUUUGAAUAUUAUUCCUUAUUUUUGGCUUAAA